Messenger RNA from Encephalitozoon cuniculi GB-M1, 456 nucleotides. RefSeq lists its product as uncharacterized. NCBI's taxonomy places the organism in Eukaryota, Fungi, Microsporidia, Unikaryonidae. Bases 1 to 456 code for a protein of 151 amino acids. Gene Ontology annotation, molecular function: histone binding. Gene Ontology annotation, biological process: chromatin remodeling; regulation of transcription by RNA polymerase II. The transcript has a single exon. Gene Ontology annotation, cellular component: NuA4 histone acetyltransferase complex; Swr1 complex. The record is from RefSeq and is marked provisional.
AUGGAGGGAUAUCGAAGCUGCAGGGUUGUCAUUGGAAAUGAGGCAAGGAUGAUUCCGGAAGAGGAAAGGGUGAUUCCGGAGCUUACACACGAGUGGAAAGCUUAUGUCAGGGCACCCCUGGAAAUAGUCAAAAAAGUUGAGUUUAAGCUACAUGAGUCCUUCAGUAACAGACUAGUGAGUUCUGAACAUCCGUUUGAAGUUGUAGAAAGAGGAUGGGGUGAGUUUAGUAUCCAGAUAAAGAUUUUUCUGUUCAAUGGAGAGAAGGUGCUGACUAGCCACUUUCUACAGCUUCAUGGUGACUCUGAUGUGGUUAUAAGCGAAAGAGUUGAUGAGAUUGUAUUUAGGGAUGACACUGGCAGUGAGACCAUCGCUUCAAGCGAAGAAGAGGCUGAGUAUAAAAGAAUUGAAGCAGGAAUAGUAAAGAUGAUACAGAAGCUUAAGGAUGUUAAUGGGUAA